AUGGGCCAGAAGCGCCAGUACCUCGUGUGCAAGUGCGGGGCGUGGACGUGGGCAGACAAGGUGCACAGUAGCCCUUACUGCCAGUGUGGCAAGAAGUGGCCGGCACCUGCUCUUAAGCAGAACGGCAGCCCGCGGCCACCGAAGACCCCCUCUCCUUCUCCUCAGCGCGGCGCCGACAAGAAGGAAAGGCGCGAGGAGGAACGCCGCUUGAAGCGCGCCGUCACAACAAUCUGGGAUCAAAUCCCGGAGGAUGCGCGUGCGCGCCUCACACAAGCGGGAUGGAAAGGACCUCCCAAGCAGAAGGAGGCGGUCGAGUCCCAGACCGACCCUCUCCUGAGCCUGUUGGUACAGCGCCAGGAUGAGCUGCCGGAGGACAUCCGCACUGCGCUGGUGGAGGCAACCACGGGCCCGGAGCCGUCCCCAGGAGAAAAGGCCAUGCAAUCCAACAAGGACCUUACCAAGGCCAGCUCCCGCCUCCGCGUGCUGAUCCACAAGAAGAUCAAGCUACUGGAGAGCAUAGAGGAGGCGAAGGAAUAA
This is a messenger RNA of Symbiodinium sp. CCMP2592, 537 nucleotides long. The record is from the annotation of a GenBank genome assembly. Lineage: Eukaryota; Dinophyceae; Suessiales; Symbiodiniaceae.